Molecule: messenger RNA, 3870 nt
Organism: Pogona vitticeps (central bearded dragon)
Lineage: Eukaryota; Metazoa; Chordata; Lepidosauria; Squamata; Agamidae
Gene: MCM3
Product: minichromosome maintenance complex component 3
Biological process (GO): DNA strand elongation involved in DNA replication; double-strand break repair via break-induced replication; DNA replication
Cellular component (GO): MCM complex; nucleus
Molecular function (GO): ATP hydrolysis activity; ATP binding; single-stranded DNA helicase activity
Source: RefSeq, a predicted model, not a curated record
CUAUCUGGCUCGCGAGUUUGGCGGGAAAAAGUAGCCGGUCUUUUUUUUUUCGCGCCAAGCGAAGGUUCCGGGAAGGCCGAGCCUGAGCAGGCUGUCCGCGAGCGUGUUGGUGUGGAACCCGUGGCCAUGGCAGCCCCCGCGGCAGCGACGUUGGACGAUGCGGAAUUGCGAGAAGCUCAGAGAGACUACUUGGAUUUCUUGGACGACGAGGAGGAUCGGGGAAUUUACCAAAGUAAAGUCCGUGAAAUGAUUAGUGACAAUCAAUACCGUUUGAUUGUGAAUAUUAAUGACCUCCGACAAAAAAAUGAGAAAAGAGCCAGCCGUCUGCUCAACAGUGCUUUUGAGGAGAUGGUGGCCUUCCAGCGUGCCCUGAAGGACUUUGUUGCUUCCAUUGAUGCCACAUAUUCCAAGCAGUAUGAAGAUUUUUACAUCGGGCUUGAGGGCAGCUUUGGAUCCAAACAUGUCACACCCCGGACGUUGACAUCCCAGUUUCUUAGCUGCAUUGUCUGUGUGGAGGGUAUUGUUACAAAAUGUUCUUUGGUACGCCCUAAAAUAGUCCGCAGUGUGCAUUACUGCCCUGCUACCAAGAAAACUAUUGAGCGCCGGUAUACAGAUAUGACCUCCCUGGAAGCUUUUCCGUCUACAGCUGUUUAUCCCACCAAGGAUGAAGAGAAUAACCCCCUUGAGACAGAAUAUGGCCUGUCUACCUACAAGGACCAUCAAACUAUCACAAUCCAGGAGAUGCCAGAGAAAGCUCCUGCUGGACAGCUCCCUCGUUCUGUGGACAUCAUUUUGGAUGAUGACCUGGUGGAUGCCGUGAAGCCAGGGGACAGAGUGCAGGUCAUUGGAACAUUCCGUUGCCUGCCAGGAAAAAAAGGGGGCUACACGUCAGGGACAUUCAGGACCAUUCUGAUUGCUUGCCAAGUGAAACAAAUGAACAAGGAGGUGCGGCCUGAAUUUUCAUCAAGUGAUAUUAACAAGAUUAAAAAAUUUAGCAAAAACCAUCCAAAGGAUGUCUUUGAUCAGCUUUCAAGGUCUCUGGCUCCUAGUAUCCAUGGACAUGAAUACAUCAAGAAAGCAAUUCUGUGCAUGCUUUUGGGGGGAGUGGAGAAGGUGCUGGAGAACAAAAGUCGCAUCAGAGGGGACAUUAAUAUUCUGCUAAUUGGUGACCCUUCAGUUGCAAAAUCUCAAUUGCUACGUUACGUAUUGUGUACAGCUCCCCGGGCCAUUCCCACUACAGGCAGGGGUUCUUCUGGGGUUGGACUGACUGCAGCUGUCACAACAGAUCAAGAAACGGGAGAGCGUUGCCUGGAAGCGGGUGCCAUGGUCUUGGCUGACCGUGGUGUGGUCUGCAUUGAUGAAUUUGAUAAGAUGUCCGAUAUUGACCGCACAGCUAUUCAUGAGGUCAUGGAGCAAGGCCGUGUUACCAUUGCCAAAGCCGGCAUUCAGGCCCAACUCAACGCUCGCUGCAGUGUUCUAGCAGCUGCCAAUCCAGUGUAUGGCAGGUAUGACCAGUACAAAACCCCCAUGGAGAACAUUGGCCUCCAGGACUCUUUGCUGUCUCGAUUUGAUUUGCUUUUCAUUGUCUUGGAUCAAAUGGAUCCAGAACAGGACAGAGAGAUCUCAGACCAUGUCUUGAGAAUGCACCGCUACAGGGCAGCUGGUGAACAGGAUGGGGAUGCCAUGCCUUUGGGCAGCACUGUCGAGCUGCUGGCCACCGAAGACCCCGCCGGUGCUGCUGAGGAGGAUCAGGAGCUGCAGGUGUAUGAGAAACAUGAUGACCUCCUGCAUGGGCCCAAGAGGCGGAAAGAGAAGAUAGUAAGUGUGGCAUUCAUGAGGAAAUACAUUCAUUUUGCCAAGAUGCUCAAGCCAGUCUUAACUGAAGAGGCAGCUGCCUUCAUAGCACAGGAAUAUUCUUCGCUGCGCAGUCAGGACCAGAUCAGCUCUGACAUUGCAAGGACUUCCCCUAUAACUGCGCGUACCUUGGAGACAUUGAUCCGACUCUCAACUGCACAUGCUAAAGCCAGGAUGAGCAAAAACGUUGACAGACAAGACGCUGAAGCUGCUUUAGAGCUGGUUCAGUUUGCCUACUUCAAAAAGGUUCUGGAAAAAGAGAAGAAGCGGAAGAAGCAGGCUGACGAGGAUACAGACGUGGAAACAGAUGGUGAAAUUCCCCAAGAAAAUGAAAAAAGACAAAAAAAGAGAAGGAAGUCACACGCCGGUGAUCAGGAGGAGCCUAUGGAUGGGGAAGCGUACGAUCCCUACGACUUUAGUGGCACCGAAGAGGAAAUGCCAGAAGUCCAGGCGCACACUCCCAAGCCUUCAGAACCUUCAGGCACUGGGGCGCCUACAUCCACAUUAUCAGAGCCCAGGCUUAAAGCGUUCAAGAGUGCCCUUUUUGAGGUUUUCAAAGCAGCCCAUGCACAGUCCGUGGGUCUGAAAAGUCUGAUGGAGUCCAUCAACCGGGACAAUCCAAGCCCUUUCUCGUCUAAUGAAGUCAAGGCGGCGUUGGAGAAGAUGCAAGACGACAACCAGAUCAUGAUGUCAGAUGACAUAGUUUUCCUGAUUUGAAUUGAUACUUGGAGGUUCCUUUGACUGCUUAGUGUGGUGGCCCCUUCAGCACCUCUGCAGGGAGACCAUCCAAAAAGCCUUAUGUGGCUAAACUUAAGUCCCUCUGAAUCAGAAGUAUUUUGAUGUCAGCUUGGGGGCAUCACGGUGAGAUAUAACCUACUAUCAAGGUUGAGAAAUACAUUGGUGUUUUGUUUUGCCUUUCCCCCCUGUUAUCAAGGAACAUUUUGUUCUUUUGGAAUAGCAAAAAAUCCACUGUUAUAUAAUUUCAUUCGGUAUGUCAUCAGUAAAUUAUGGAGAAAAUGAAAGAAACAAAUUCAGAACUCGCAAAACUAAACUGUCUUAAUUAUAAAAUUUCACAUAAUGCAGCAGUGCAGUUCUACAUUUUUAUAUUUACUCUUUUAACUUUCCUGUGGGUUAAAGCCUACAUUAUAGAUCUGUGUUUUGGUGCACAAAUUUCAUUUAUGAUGAUCAAAAUUAAACAGUCUUUUUAGAGUAUAUUUGCAGCUAGAUUUGAUGCUACAGGUAUUAUGGUCAGAAGCUGCUCAUUAUAUGUCUGUAGCCAUACAUGCCUCCUUAGCAUUUGUAUAUGUCUACAACUUUGCCAUUUUGAACCAUGGCUCUUCAGCAAAGUUUUGUGCAAAUCAAUUUGAUGCUAUAGAAUCUAAAGAAUGGCAAGAUCACUCACUGUUGUGCAGGGUGAGUCAGUUAGGUUUAACUAGGAAAUCUUGUCUCAGUUGUAUUCUGUCUCCUAUUCUGCAUGAAGACUAUAGGGGGAGUGGAGAAGAAGCAUUCGUAAAAAUGCUAAGAGCUCUUCUAAAUGGUAAAUUAACAAAACUUUUAUUUCUACUCAUAUAUACAUUCCACAGUACAGAAUAAAAAUUGUUUUCAACCACAUUGACUGCCGUUAUAAAUCCAAAACUGUGAAUUGUACCUCUGGUCCAGCAGCAUCCAGUCGACAGUUCUUAAGAGAGGGGAGCAGGAGUUUUUAGGAAUUCUUUGGGAGUAGUCCAGGACGGUUUGGGUGGCAUGUAAUAAUACCUUUCAAGAGGUUUUACAGAUUGUAAUCCUCCAGAAUAGUAAUGCAGUCUUUCAGUCAUGAUUGAAAUUCAUCUACAACAUGAUGAAUAACAAACUGUAAAAUGUGAACUUGAGCAGAGUAGUUGCUCUUAUAUCUGGAAAAACGUGAACUGCAGAAUUUGGUAGGUUGAACUAGAAUCAAUUGCAAAGCUUGUAUUUUGCUGCUGUAAGGCAGGGUGGAUCACUUAUGGGCCAUGGCCUACUUAUGGUCCCAGUGCCCCA